UCAUUCCCCCUCCCUAUAGAGGGCUGUGUUGUUAGUUCCCCAGCAGCAGCUAGUAAGGGGGGUUAUUUUCUCUGGCACAUUGCUCUCUCCACGAUUUAAAGGUAUCUCUGCAAGGUUACUGAGAAGCUGAGGACUAUCCAUUCAUUUGGAUAAGACACACUUCUUCUUUCGUCAGGAUUGCCCUUACUGCUGGUCACUACACCACUUUCUAAUGUUUCUGUAAGUUCUCUUCCCCCUCAAGUGGGGAGAUUUAUGAGGUUUACACAAGGGACACUUGUAGAUCUGAAAAGAGAUGGGUGUCCCCAGUAGAAGGGAAGAUCUCAGUAAUGGGAUAGUGAUGGAUCCUGCAGUAAGGCAUCCAGUGCUGAGUGAGGCCGAGUUGGAGGAAAUGGCACCAAGAUCUCAGCGAGCAGCUCCCUCCGCAUUAACCAGGAUGAAGAAGAAGAUAAGAUGUUCCGGAUCAGUUGCAAAGUCCCUGCUUCUGAAAUUCAUUCCAAUUCUUGGUUGGUUACCACGGUAUCCAGUAAAGGAAUGGCUGCUGGGAGACAUAGUAUCUGGUCUUAGUGUUGGCAUCAUUCAGCUCCCACAAGGUUUAGCUUAUGCUUUACUGGCUGGAGUUCCACCGGUGUUUGGAUUGUAUUCCUCAUUUUUCCCUGUACUUCUCUAUGCCAUAUUUGGGACUUCAAGACAUAUUUCCCCUGGAACCUUUGCUGUGAUUUCUGUGAUGGUUGGUAGUGUGACUGAAUCACUGGUGCCGUCAGAAAACUACAGGUUACCUGGAAAUGAAUCAGUGAUUGAUAUAGCAGCCAGAGACAAUGACAGAGUUGAGGUGGCAUCGGCCUUGACAUUCCUAGUUGGACUUUUUCAGAUUAUGUUGGGUCUGGUGCAAGUUGGCUUUGUUGUAACCUACCUCUCUGAACCCUUGAUCCGAGGCUACACCAGUGCUGCUGCAAUCCAUGUCACUGUGUCUCAGAUGAAGAGUGUUCUAGGCGUGCAGAUCAGCCAAAGAAGUCAUCCAUUGUCUCUAAUUUAUGCAUUCGUGAAUCUCUGUGCCAAGGUUCCUGAGACAAAUAUUGCUUCCCUUCUAAUUGGGUGCAUCUCCAUCACUGUUCUGUUUCUGGUUAAGUUUCUAAACGACAAGUACAGCUCAAAGAUCCGUAUGCCCAUACCAAUCGAACUCAUCACGCUAAUUGUAGCCACUGGGAUAUCAUAUGGUGCCAGUCUCCACCAAGUCUAUGGAGUGGACAUUGUAGGGGAGAUCCCAACUGGGAUGAAAGCUCCAAUGUUACCAAACACAAAUAUUUUUGCAAGAGUGGUCGGCAAUGCCUUUGCCAUCGCUGUUGUGGUCUAUGCCUUUACCAUCUCCCUGGCUAAGAUGUUUGGUGUUAAACAUGGAUACAAUAUUGACAGCAAUCAGGAACUGAUCGCCUUGGGGCUGAGUAAUUCAAUAGGAAGCUUCUUUCAGUGCUUCACAAUUGGGACAGCCAUGUCAAGAAGUCUGGUGCAAGAAAGCACAGGAGGGCACAGUCAGGUAGCCAGUGCUGUCUCUUCCUUGGUCAUCCUUAUUAUCAUUCUAAAAGCUGGGGAGCUGUUUGAAACCCUACCAAAAGCCAUACUGGCUGCAGUUGUUGUAGUCAAUCUCAAAGGUAUUUACAAGCAGUUUACUGAUGUGCCAAUGUUAUGGAGAUCCAACAAAUUUGAUCUGUUGGUGUGGCUGGUUACGUUUAUUGCUACAAUUCUGCUGAACCUGGAUAUCGGACUGGCUGUUUCCGUGGCAUUUUCACUCUUAACUGUCAUCUUCAGAACCCAGAAACCCCAUUACUCCAUCCUGGGAAAGGUCCACAAUACUGAUAUCUACAGAGACGUAGCCCAGUUUGAUCAGGUACAAGAAAUACAAGGAGUGAAGAUCUUCCAGUCAUCCUGCACCCUUUACUUUGCCAAUGCUAAUCUGUAUGCAGAGGCUGUUAAAAAGAUGUGUGGCACUGAUGUGGAUACAUUGAUUGAACUGAAGAAAAAAGCAAUGAAAAAGCAAAAGCAGCUACAAGAAAAAGCAGAGAAACAGAUGAAGAAAGAAAACAAAAAAAGAGAAAAAGAAUUGGACGCCAUUGUCUCUAAUAGUCCUGCUGCCAAAGAGCCAGAGAUUCAGAUUGCAGCAGACUAUGAAGUCUUAGAGGAAGCUGGCCUGGACUACCUUGGCUCUGAAAAAUGCAACUUGCACUCUCUUAUCCUGGACUUGAGCACAGCUGGCUUUUUGGAUACAGUCAGUAUUAAAGUUUUAAAAAAUAUAUUCAGGGAUUUCCAAGAAAUCGAUGUUCAGGUUUACCUUACUGGAUGCCAAGUAUACAUCAUUGAACAGUUAGAGGCCGGGAACUUUUUCUCCAAGUCAAUCACCAAGAACCUGCUCUUUAAUUCUGUCCAUGAUGCAGUGACGUAUAUCUCCAGGACACACGGCCAGCAGGAUACGAAAGGAAGUGACACGUGCCUAAAUACAAAGAUAUGAGUCCUGCCGGCUGCAACAAGGUUUUUUUGGCUCCGUAGAAAUGGAACACGUUACAAAACAAAGCCAAAUUCUCAAUAUGCUUCACUUAUGUGGGUGGAAAUCAAUUUUGUAUGCAAGAUACUUGUAUUUUAUUCCUCAAAAGUGUUUUAAGGUUCAGAUAUUUUUAUAUUUUUAAAAUAUACAUUGAAAAACCCCUCACCAGCCACUAAUGGGACACUGAAGGGGCAAUCUCCUAAAAAUAGGAAAUCAUUUAGAAACCUGACCAUGAAUAAAGUCCUUUUUAUAUA
Xenopus laevis (African clawed frog) is the source of this 2787-nucleotide messenger RNA. It is a transcript of the gene slc26a6, whose product is annotated as anion exchanger SLC26A6. NCBI's taxonomy places the organism in Eukaryota, Metazoa, Chordata, Amphibia, Anura, Pipidae. The record is from RefSeq and is marked provisional.